Molecule: messenger RNA, 3081 nt
Organism: Lampris incognitus (smalleye Pacific opah)
Lineage: Eukaryota; Metazoa; Chordata; Actinopteri; Lampriformes; Lampridae
Gene: extl3
Product: exostosin-like glycosyltransferase 3
Exons: 6
Coding region: 1-2751 (916 amino acids)
Cellular component (GO): membrane
Molecular function (GO): glycosyltransferase activity
Source: RefSeq, a predicted model, not a curated record
AUGCAGCGCAACAGUGGUGGGGUUGGAGCUGGGAGUCAGCCAUGGGUGCUGCGACGCGUGCGCCUCACCUGGCUCAGUUUCAUGCUCUUUUUCAUUCUUGUCUUCUUCCCUCUUAUUGCCCACUACUACCUCACCACCAUCGACGAAGCAGGGGGUCCGGACAAGCGUAUUUUUGGGCCACGGCCUGGUGGCGAGCUCUGUGAGGCCAAACAUGUGCAAGACCUUUGUCGAAUCCGCGAAUCAGUCAGUGAGGAGCUGCUGCAGUUGGAAGCCAAAAGGCAAGAGUUAAACGGGGAGAUUGCUCGGCUUAACCUGCGCAUUGAGGCCUGCAAGCGCAGCAUUGACAGUGCCAAGCAGGAUCUGCUGCAGCUGAAGAAUGUCAUCAGCCAGACAGAACACUCUUAUAAGGAACUAAUGGCUCAGAACCAGCCCAAACUCUCACUGCCAGUCAGGCUUCUGCCAGAUAAGGAUGACCCAGGUCUGCCACCGCCCAAGUCUGCUCGUGCCUGCCGCUUGCGCUCCUGCUUUGAUUAUGCCCGCUGCCCUUUGACCUCUGGGUUUCCAGUGUAUGUGUACGACACUAAUUCCUACUCCUGGGGAGAGUAUCUUGACCCACUGGUCAAGCAGGCAUUUGCAGCAGCAGUGAAGGGCAAUAUUUAUAUAACCGAUAACCCCAACAUAGCCUGUCUUUAUGUUGUGCUGGUAGGGGAGCUGCAGGAGCCCCCCUCGUCCCCUCUACCAUCUCCCGUGGAGCUGGAGAAACACCUGAAGGCCCUUCCUUACUGGAGGUCUGAUGGGCACAACCACCUGCUGGUGCACCUCUCAAGGAAGACGAUGACACAGAACUUCUUGUACAAUGUAAGCACAGGACGAGCAGCGGUGGCCCAAUCCACUUUUCUGGAGCAGCAAUACCGUGAGGGCUUUGACCUGGUGGUAUCACCGCUAGUUCAUGCCCUCUCUGAACCCAACUUUCUUGAGGUACCCCCUCAGGUUCCAGUAAAAAGGAAGUACCUGUUCAGCUUCCAGGGAGAGAGGGUGGAGUCACUGAGGAGUAGCUUGCAGGAAGCCCCACCGCAGUCAUUUGAGGAGGAGAUGGAAGGAGAUCCACCAGCCGAUUACGAUGAUCGCAUUAUCGGUACCCUAAAGGCAGUGCAGGAUAGCCAACUGGACCAGGUUUUUGUUGAGUUCACCUGCAAGAAUCCCCAGCCAAGCUUGGCCACAGAGUGGGCCCUGUGUGGGGAGAGAGAGGAUAGGUUGGAGGUCCUCAAGGCUUCCACUUUUGCCCUGGUGAUCGCUCCUGGAGAUGGGCAGUUGGUGGCCUCAGCAGGCUGUGGGAUGAGGCUAUUUGAGGCGUUGGAGGUAGGGGCAAUACCAGUGGUGUUAGGGGACCACUCAAGGUUGCCUUACCACCAGCUUAUCCGCUGGAGUGAGGCAGCUAUUAUUGUCCCUAAACCUCGCAUUACAGAGCUACACUUCUUGCUGCGGAGCUUAUCAGACAAUGACCUGCUGGCAAUGAGAAGACAGGGUCGUUUUCUGUGGGAGACCUACUUUUCCACCUCUGAGAAUGUCCUUAGUACAAUCCUGGCCAGUAUCAGAACUAGCAUCCAGGUUCCUGCUGCUCCAAUCAGAGAGGAGCCAGCCCAGGAGAUUCCCCACAAAGCUGGGAAGUUGGCAGGAACUGAUGCCAACCUGGCUGACAACGGUGAUCUGGACCUGGGUCCUGUGGAGACAGAACCUCCCUAUGCCUCUCCACGCUUCCUCCGGAAUUUCACAUAUACUGCUGCAGACACCUACAGAGCAUGGAACCGUGCCCCAGGACCCUUCCACUUGUUUCCCCACACUCCACUGGACCCUGUGCUACCCUCUGAGGCCAAGUUCCUUGGCUCAGGUACAGGUUUCAGGCCCAUCGGGGGUGGUAAUGGAGGCUCAGGGAAGGAGUUCCAAGCAGCUCUGGGAGGAAAUGUGCCCCGGGAGCAGUUCACUGUGGUCAUGCUGACAUAUGAGAGGGAGGAAGUUCUAAUGAACUCUCUUGAGAGGCUAAAUGGGCUCCCAUACCUCAACAAGGUAGUGGUGGUAUGGAACUCCCCCAAGCCCCCUUCAGAUGACCUGCUGUGGCCAGACAUAGGCCUGCCCAUUGUGGUGGUCCGUACUGAGAAGAACAGCCUCAACAACCGCUUCCUGCCCUGGGACGCCGUGGAAACUGAGGCCAUCCUGUCCAUAGAUGACGACGCUCACCUCCGUCACGAUGAGAUUAUGUUUGGCUUCAGGGUGUGGCGUGAGGCCAGAGACCGCAUCGUGGGGUUUCCUGGGAGGUUCCACGCCUGGGACAUCAACCACCAGUCCUGGCUCUACAACUCCAACUACUCCUGUGAGCUCUCCAUGGUGCUGACGGGAGCCGCCUUUUUCCAUAAGUACUAUGCCUACCUAUACUCCUACGUGAUGCCGCAGGCCAUCAGGGACAUGGUGGAUGAAUACAUCAACUGCGAGGACAUCGCCAUGAACUUCCUGGUGUCUCACAUCACCCGCAAACCACCUAUCAAGGUGACGUCACGCUGGACCUUCCGCUGUCCCGGCUGCCCUCAGGCCCUCUCGCACGACGACUCGCACUUCCACGAGCGCCACAAGUGCAUCAACUUCUUUGUGAAGGUGUACGGCUACAUGCCCCUGCUCUACACGCAGUUCCGGGUGGACUCGGUGCUUUUUAAGACUCGCUUGCCCCACGACAAGACCAAGUGCUUCAAGUUCAUCUAGCGUCCGGCACCGGGGCUCGGUGGCCUAGCAAAGAGCUGAGGGGAGAGCAGACGGAAGGACCGGCAGCGUGUUAAAAACUGUACGCUCCCACUGCCGGCGCAGGAGUGGACGGGCGGACGGGUGGAGCACGGUGAGGUCCCCGAGUCACCUGCCGGGCCGCCCGCCCCGCCCUGCACUGUGCCAGACUGGCAACUGACCACAGCAUCAGAACGAUACCGCUGAAGGCCGGAUGAAUGGAAAUAAAAACGCAAUGUUGGGUUAAACCAUUUGACUUGUGUCCUUAUUCAGUUGUUCCCCCUCCGACGCGUCGCCCUUCACCUUCUGAUGUUC